AUGCCGACCGUGUCCAUUGUAGGCAUCGAUGCCGCCUGGGAGCCCUCGUGCUGCCCGUCCGUGAUCGCCGAUGCUGCAGGCGCCGCCACGCAAGACAGCACCGGCCUUCUCGCGGUGCCGGAGGUAGAUAUGGAAACGGGCAUCGUUAUCCUAGACCUCGGACGCCGCAGUGGCGACGCGAACGCAUCGCGCGGUCCUCAUGUCUAUGGCACCGCUCAUAAUACCCCCAAGAAGCCGCCGAUUUGGGCUCGCAACGGUGGCGUGUGGGCACAUCUGCAGGCUUCCGGGUUCCCGUGCCUCGUCGCUGUCCUGGCACAGCCGCUCCUGAGAGCCGCCGCUGCCGCACCACCACCACUGCGGCCGGCGCAGAGGACAGUGGAGGAAGGAAGCGACGACAGGGGGUAUGCGGACAGCGCUGGCCUCGGUGCAGAUGCGGGGGCGGGUGUGGCGACCGCGCCGGCACACAAGCUACCACCAUCGUGGACGACUGCCUCUCUCCUUACACCCGCGUCAUCCUUGGGUGCAUCCGACCAGACAGCGAAGCCGCUGCUCGUGUAUUUGCCCACUAUCGCGCCCGCUGCCGCCACCCCCAGCGAUGCCGCUGCGGCUGCCGGCCACGGCGGUGCGGCAGGCGAGGUCGGUGAUACUGACUCAGAAGCACCGGUGGUCGCUGCGUUGCCCCCCUUCUCGCACAGCGUGUCUUCGCGCAGCGUGGUGGACAAACUGGGCAAGCUGCCAAGCCCUGACCUAUCCCCGGCAACAGCAGCCACGACCACUGCUGCAGAUCUGUCCUUUUCCGUCCCGUCUUCUAUUCCACUCUGUCGCUCGUCCCAACCGCGCGCACUCCUGCCUCUGUACUUUAGCUCCGCCCCCGUGGCGCCGCUUCGCCACCUCCUUGCCUCAGCUGUUGUGUGCGUGGACGGCCACGGAAUACCGUCGGCUUUCUCUGCUGCAGCCGCACAAGACGAGGAGGAUGCGCAGACUCUGCUCAGAGGCGCUGGUGCCACGUGUGAAGCAGUGAAAAGGGAGUCCGCGCGAGAAGCCGAUACGUUGCCGCAGCCGCCACCUCCCUCGACGAGCGUCUGCACAGAUGCGAGCACCGGUGCGGUUGGUGUUGCUGGAGUCGUCUGUCGAGCAGUGUGGCCAAUCCCUCCGUGGCCGGCGAAUCCACUGCCGUUGUUCGCUCCGGAGGCGGUCCCGUUGCUAUCCUACUCGGUGUGCACUGAUGGCCGUCAUCGUGGAGUUUCGGUAGACGAAUCCGCAACGCCUCGAGUGGCGGGAACAGCAGCAGCGGAUGACGACGAUGUGGAGACGGCUGUGUCUGACCUGCUGGAGCACCUCGGUGAGUGGAACAGCUCCCUCGUGGCCGGCAUGUUCUUGAGUGCAAAGGUGCUGGCCGCCAGCACGCCCACAACGCAAUCAGCUCCACCGCCCUUGCCGCAGCAACAACCGGAGACGACAGCGACGAGGACGAGAGAGGGCGAGGCGGAGGCGGAAGCAGCGGCUCUGGAGAAAGAAGGUGACAGCGCCUCAGUGGCCUCGGCAUGCCCUACCUCCAUGUCAGAGCUGCUAGCGCUUCUCUUUCGGUACUGGCAUCAGCGGUUGGCGGACCCGCCGGCGCGCAUGUGUGCAGUGGAGCCUCCCGGAAAGCAUCAGCAGCACCACGAGGCAUCUGCGUCUCUGAAAGCCGCUGCGGGCACCACCGCCACGGCGUUUGCCGCCCAGGAGAGCGCUGGGGUGGUGCCGCGGCCCCCAUCACCUCCGACGCAGACGCCGACACUCAUCAGCCGUGCCUUUUUCCAGGAUCCUCAAGGCCGCGAGCACGCGACAGAAGCACCCUGGCACCAGUCCAUGAAACAGACACCGGCGCAGGCAACGCCGCUGUCCUCGCCCUCUCCGCUGCCCCCUGCCGCCCCGCACCACUACACGUCCGUGUUCCUUGUGGAGCAGCUGCUGAUGUCGAUUGAGUUUUCCAUCGCGUACUUGGUGAGCCGCAAGCGGGACGCGGCGGCGGUGGCUGGCAGUCAGCUAGAUGCAGAUGCUCUCCGUGACGCAUUCAAUGAGGACGAUGCUCGAGCGCCGCCCUUGACACCGUUGCGGGUGCAGCAGCGGCUCCGGUGCUACCGACUCCCGCCGGUCUCCUCGCACACACCGUUUGAAGCGGUGUGGGGGCUGUACCUCGCGCAGCGAGUGCGCCUGUUCAGUGGCUCCAAAACCUUAGCAUCCGCAGCCAAGGCCCGCGUUGGCGCAGGAGCACCGGCUGCCGCGCGCUUACGGUUGCCGGCGCCCUCGAAACCGUCGCUGGAGCACGCCGAGGCAGCGCUUGCCGAUCGAGAGGCAGAGGAGCAGCGGCAAGACGCAUGUGGCCUGAGCUGCACCGCAAUGGACGUGUGGACACUGUGGCAGCGGGCAGCAGGAAUGGCGUCGAAACGAUUGCCAGCAGCACCAACAGCGUCGGCGCCCAUAGUCAAGGAGGCGGCGGUGGAUGCCACACCCCUAUCACCACCGCUACAGUGUACUGCGCCACCGCAGCCCGCGAAUGCGCUGAUGAAAGUAAGCAACCCCACAACAUCGCCGCCGCCACUGGCCUCACCGUGUCGCACGCAUAUCGUCUCCGCAAGCAGCAUGGAGCGGCGGCGUCCGUCAUCAGACCGCCAGCUCGCUCUGCCGCCUGUUCGUUCCUCAACACCACAGCCUCUGCCCAGUCGCUUGCCUGCGCACAUCAGCUUCACGGUGCAGUCAGUCUCGAAGCCGUGCAAGAGCUCUCACAGUGCCCCUGAUGUGGCCGCCGUAGCAGCCGCAGCAGCAGCAGCAACCCAUGACAGGGCACUGCCAUCCCCAUACACAGUGUUAGCUGGACAAGCGGCUCAACUACAGCAAGGACGUGAGCCGGGGCAGAUGUCCUCGGCAACCUCGGUGGCGGCAGCGACCGCAGGGCUUCUUCAGGUACUUCCGAGCUUCCUCUCCUCUCGCGGUCCAGUGCCGGGUGUGCCUUCUCCGCCGUCGCUGCAGCCCUCGACUUCGGCACGCAAUGCGCCCUCCGCACAAUGGCUUCACAAGCGGGCCAGGGUGUCCACAGCAGUGACUGCCGACUUGCGUGCCGCAACGCAGCCGGUGCAGAGAAGGGGCAGACCCGACGCUUGGCUGCAAGAGCGGCGUGACAUGCAUGGCGUCAGCGAGGCGAACGCGGCCGUGGGGCGCGUAACAGCCUCUCAGCAGCCAGCAACAGUCAUGAUGCAAGGAGGCCGCAUCGAUUCAUGGGGGAGCAUUGGCGAUAGCAGCCUCGACAGCCCGGACGGGAUGAGAGACAAGUGGGACGACGACAUGGCGUGUGUUUCAGGGCAGUUGACCGCCAGCACCACCGUGAGCGGCAGUAUACAUGGUACAUCCACUCCUUUGGUCGCUGCUGGACCGCAGGCGCACGUGCAGCAGCGACGCUCCACCCUGCCAGCCACCUGCACUGUCGAGGUAUCCAAAAGUGCUCUUCCCGCUGCACCGGCUGCGGAGAGUGGCAGGCGAAAAACGCAUCGUGCCGGUGAGAUCGGUGGCGGCAGCGACGAUGGCGGCAGGCACACCGCACGCGCCACUUCGGCAACGCCGUUGGAGGGAUGGAAGGAGACGCUACCGUCCGACGAGGCACACUGGAUGGAAAGCCGCGGUGGUGUCGAUGCGGCAGCGACGGCGCCGCAGACGUCUCGCUGCCGGCGGCCGCGCGGAGGGCUGUACUCUGCCGCCUCCUUCGUAGCAGUCCUCUCCGCGGCAGUGACACAGGUGCUGUCCGAGCAGCAGGAUCCAUCGCAGCAACAUCAGCAGCAGCAGUUUCACGGCUUCCCCGCAGCGCCUCCCUCCUUCGCGCCCUCGGGCUCCGUCUCUUUCUCAUCCACGGCAGCGGCGGUGGCGGCACAGCGGCUGGAGCAGAUCCGCCGAGGUCGACUGUUGCCUUCCCUCGCUACGCUCGACAGUCUCAGUUUGCUGCCGCAGUACGUGCCUGUCUGGUGCUACACGUACGACCCCAUCACCGGCCAGCAGACAGCGAGGCGGCGCGGCGACGACGGCGGUGGCAGUAGCGGUCACGCGCACAAUCAAAGUUACCUACAGCACUACACCCCAUCUUCCAGCGGGGCGGUGAUCCGUUCGCGUAGCGGCGGCGGCGCAGGCGCAGGCGGUGGCAUCCACGAGCUGGGCCGUGCUGGCAAGGCGGGCUUGACCGCCACCUACAGAUAUGUUUCUGAGACGGCACGAACAGUGCUCGAUGCGGUUAAGUCGUCUGUGCCGAGCAAGGUGCAAGGCGCGAGGGGCAUCAAGGGCGAUAACACCCAACCCGUGAGCGGCGGCACCGGCGACGAAGCGAGAGCUGGCUUUCCCGCCACACCGGCGACAGCGGGUGCACCGACGGAGACCCCUGUCAUGUCUCCCGUUGCCGUCUCCGCGCCACGCAUGUCCUUGGAUGCGCCUCUGCCUGUGAUGGCUAGCGUUCACGCCCCCGCGUACGGCAGCGGCAAUGCAACUCGUGAUGCGACGAAGGAUCCAAGUCUGUACUACGCCAUGUGCGGGCUGUACAUCACGGAGCAGGACAUCAUCCUACGCGCCAUUCCGACGGUCGAGGUCGAGCGCCGGCGCGAGAAGGCGAGGCGGAAGCGGCGGCAACAGAAAGGCAUGCCCUCAGCGCCGACGCGAGGAUCCGGCUGGGCACAAGCCAGCGGCGGGGGUAGAGGCUGCCUCGGCCGCGGCGGCGCACCUUCAGUUGGCAGCGAAGCCGAGCGCUCGAAGUGCGCUGACGGGAACAACAGCGGCGACGAGGGCAACGACGACGACGACAGCGAAGAGGAGGAAGUGGUGGAGCUGCUGAUUUUGCCACGCGUCAGCCUUGUGUCUGUCACGCCGUGUGCGGUGGACCGCAGCGCCGGCGGCGUCUUCGCCGUCAAGCACGCUCGCAAGCUGUACGAUCAUCUGGAGCGAGACCGCCACUUCGUUCCUUCGUCCUCAGCGGCCGCCAUCUCAGAUUCGACCUUGGCCGUGCCCGCCGCUGGCGGCAGUGGUAGCGGCGGCGCUGGCGAAGGUGGCCGAGGUGCAGCGGGAAGCAGCGUAACGUCCGCCUCAACGGGGCAUCGAGUAUCGGUGGCCAGCACAGCGACCUCAAGCACGGGCAUCAAUGCGCGACACCACCUCCCGCGCGCAUCAGCGCACUCAGGCCAGCCGGGGCAGCCAUCCUUCAUGACAUCGUCGACCGUUGUGGUGCUGAAGUUGCAAUCUGGAGAGAUGCAGACGGUAUGGCUGGAGUUUGAAGACGAGACGGCGUUGAAUGAGGUCCAUCAGCUGCUGUGCGCUCCACUGCGACCCUCGACUCAGCCACGUGGGAUGGCAGUCUGUCAAGCAGGGCCGUGGUGCGCGCUGCCGCAGCAGCAGCAGCUGCCGUGCUAUGGCAACCGAUUUUUGUCCAGCGCCCGUCGCCUGUGGUGCAUGGUGCCUCUGGUUCUGCUUGCCACGAACGUGCCGCUGCAGGGAGCCGCCACCUCGCCGUUCAUGCAGGCACUCUUGAAGAACGUCACCGUGGCGGCGGUGAUGCUGAACGCGCAGGCAACGGCGCCGUGCAUGGCAGCGGCGACAACCAGGUCGCCAUCACUUCUGUCGAUGGAGGCCUCCAUGCUCUCUCUGCCCUCGCCCCCGCCCCCGCCCCCGCGCGGGCCCCCCAUAAUGCUGGCAGACACAUGGUGGCUCUACGACCCCGCUCGAGAAUUCGUGCGCCAAGGCCUGUCAGAGGAACGCUGGUCCAUGACGUCGGCGAACGCGGAGUACGCCUUCUGCCCGACCUACCCGUCCACCUUCGUCGUCCCCGCCGCCGUCGCACGCGCGAUGGAAAACAACGAGGUGGACGGACGGCACCGCAUGUCGCGCCGCGUCGAAGCUGUCGCCUUCUACUACGCGCCAACCGGUGGCGUGCUCGUCCGCAGUGCGCAACCGACGCUGGCGUCGCUGGUGGCCGAUGUGCCGACCGAGCAGGCGUUGGAGUGGACAUCGCGCAUGACGGGUGGCCGGCUUGGUAGAGCGGCGCCGGCCGCGUCGUCGUCGCAGACACAGACGUCGUCAUUGGUGGUGCCGCUGCGGGACGUCCUUCGCCUUACACUGAGCGCCUUCGCCGCGGCGGCUGGCGUGACGGCUCAGCGAAUCUUCGUAAUGGACCUCCGCUCUGCCAGGGCGGCGUUCGCGAAUGUGGGCAAGGGGGGCGGCACCAUGGAGCUUCUUCUGUACCCCUUCGGCGGUGUGGAGUACGCUGGACUGCCAAACAUCCACAGUGUGCAGAAGGCGUGGCGUAGGCUGAGAGCGUCCCUGACACAAGACGCGCCGUACCAGCUGCGGGGAGAUGAGAGCGGCCGCCUCGAGACGCAGUACGUGCAGAACGCUGGAGAGCCACCGUACGCGGCGGUGGUUGCCGCUGCUGAGCUGUCUGCGACGGCGAAGCGGCCCGCGUCAGGGCUCGGCGUGGCGUCGCUGCUGCCGCGCCUGCAAGGGUGUAGCCCGAGUACUCCGCAGUCAGCGAGGGACUUGAGUAGUGGCGCAGACGCAGAAGCGGCUAUCAAGCUCAGUGCUGGUGAGUCCGGCGACAGCGAUGGUAACGGCGAGAGUGGAGGACCAAGAGACGGUGCGGCAGCGGAAGACUAUGCUGCGAACACAACGGCCGCAACAUCGGCGCCGUCUCGGCCUCCGUUCUCGCUCGGAGGUGUGCGAUGGAGUGCCAUCUUCUCCGUCAUGGCCCCCGUCGGCAGCGCGUCCGUCACUGCCAUGAUGCCGGCAGCACAGCACGAGUGGCUCGCCUACAUUGCCAUGCUGCUCAACACCGCCGUCGUUGCAGCGCGGCGUGUCUGCGGCGUGCCGACGGACCCGCUGUACGUGCCUGCCCUGCAGCACAACGGUCCUUUGGCAAACUGCUUCUCGUACAUUGUAGGCCACGCCUUCACGCAAUUUCGGCUACCAAAGGCGACGACGUCGGCGUCGGCGGCGCCACGCUCGGGAUCGAGGCGCGGCUUGUGGACAUCAGCCGCAGCCACAGCGACAGCUGCUCGUAGCUGCAAGGCGCCGCUAGCAUCGUACGAGCACAGCGCGCACGCGACACUUGCGCAUGUGGUGUUUCUCAACUGCUCCGACGGUUGGGACCGCACCCCGCAGAUCAGCAUCCUCGCGCAGCUGCUGCUAGACCCCUACUAUCGUACAGUGGAAGGCCUCUGCAUCUUGCUGGAGCGCGAGGUUCUUUGUUUUGGGCAUCCGACGCAACUGCGCUCAACGGCGGUGCGCGGCAACGUCGACGACUACUGGGAUCAACUCCUCCGCGACGACCGAGACACUGCGGCAGCAGCGAAGAGGAUGAGCGCGCAGGUCCCCGCGGCAGCCGCGGCGCAAACGCACGCGACGUCAGCGACCGGGGAGGGCCAGCGGCUCUUCCAGGCGACGGAGGCGCGUCAGCGCAAAGCUGCUACGGCGGCCUCUCACUCGCCCACCGUCCUCGCCGCUCACACACUGGCAGCCGGUGAAGCGAGGAACGCCGUGGAGAGUGAGCCUAGGAGCGACAGCGAGGGGGGUCAAGCUAGCGGCAACGUCGGGCCGCUGACGGCCGCUGCUGCCGCCGCCAGAGAUGACGAUGAUUACGACGACGUUGAAAGUGACGCUACCUCGGCGCUGCUCUUCGAUGAGGAGCCCGUGGAAGCGCAUGAGGCCGCCGCGGCUGACGGGCUGAGAGAACGGGCCUUGCAUCGAUGGGUGCAGAAGGCCCGUGCGGCACUGGGCGGCGGUGGUAGCGCAGGCGACGUCGCAGCGACGGAGGAUGCAAGGCAGAGCCGUGGCGCAUCUGCAACGACUGCUGAUGCGCCUUCAGUGUGCGCGUCGUCGAUGUCCUCGAAGCCUCCUAAAGUGCCGCUGUGGUCUAGUAGCGAGGCGGCGCCCAUUCUUGCCCAGCUGCUCGACGCCAUACGUCAGCUUGUCGUGCUCUAUCCGGCGUGUUUCGAGUACACACCGCAGUUUGUGUGCCUCCUGCUCGACCUCUUCCACAGCCAGCUGAUCAGCACCUUCAGUGUGAACUGCGAGCAGCAGGUGGAGGCGCAGCGUGUGGCAGAGGGCACGUUGUCGCUGAGUCAGUGGUGCGCCCUCCUGCUGUCCACGACGACAGCGACGCCAUCGGCAGCGUAUGCCGCAGCGCCCGUCACGGUACAGCCGUCACCCCUCAGGAGCACACUCGACACGCACUCGGAUGGCGGCGGUGACGCCAACACUGUGCUCCUACUGAGCAGCGCAUCGCAUUCCCGCGCCCCCGCGACGCCGGGCUCGCUACGCCAGCAGCUCCCGAGGUCGACGGCAGCGGCGCUAUCGGCGUCCCACGCGGACCCACCCAGCGAGGUGGGUGGCGCUGAGGCAAGCGUGGGUGCUGCCGUCUCGGUCGACGCAUCUUUCCAUCGCCUGGAUUCGGCCUUUCUGAUGGGCGACGCAGGCCUGGAGCAGGAGGAGUCGGGGGAGAACGCUGUGGACAGCUGUCGCCGCAGCUGCAGCGACGCCGUAGAGAGGCAAGCCUUCGCCGUCUACCCUAGAAGUGGAAAUGGCGAGGGCGCGUCUGGCAGUCUUGCAGCCGGUAAGCAGCCGCGGCAGAGGGCUGCUGCGGCGCAGUCCUCGCCCAGCACCCACACCCCUGCCUUGCUGCCGCUCGGCCAAGAGGGAAAGGUGGUGGAGGAGGAGGCGGCGAUGACGGGGGGUCGCUCGUAUGCGCCGCAACCGCAGGCGCCGCUACCAGCGUGUCCUGCUGCGCCUCUCUACCUCUACGACUUCGACUGCACCACACAAUGGGGUGUGCCCGUCGCAUCCGCGGCGCCGCCGCUGCCUCGCUCGGGGCAGGCCCUUCCCUCGCCCUUCUCGAUAUCCUCCUCAGCCACUUCACCGCGGGCGCACUCCGCACGCCCCCAGGGCGAGGCCUCGCUCGCAGCGAGUGGACGGCAGACACAGCACCCACACCAGCAAGCAGGCUGUAAUGCGAGUGGCGCCACGGCAGCGGAUGAGUUCUCUCGCCGUCUGCUGCCCAUAUCGUACGACGCGCUCUACACCUCUGGCUACCUCAACCCAAACUUUUCCCUGCGCCACAACAGGGUCAAUGUCGGCCCCCUCGUGGACUUCAUCCUCCCAUCCCAGCUUACCCUGUGGCGAGCCGCGUACACACGUCACUCGUUUUGGGGCGUGCGGCAAGCGCAGCUGCAACACGCCACCGGACAGUAUCAGCAGGAGCAUUACCGGCUGCGUGGAGCGGGCGGUGGCAUCGGACAAGGCGCGCCAAGCGCAACGGGCGAGGCGAGAAGUGCCGUCGGCCGACACGGCGGCAACGGCAGUGCUUCGGGCGUGGGUGGUGCUCACAUCGGGGCAGAGGCACAUGAAAGUGGGCUGUGGUGCCACGGUGCUUCCUCUACGGGGGCAGCGGCGUCGUCGGGCCCCAGCACUAGCGCCAUACCGGAAGACGCGCGAUGGCAGCCUCGCAACAGCACCCCGCGCGUCCCCUCCUUCGCCAGCGCCUCCGUCACGUCACGCACUGGCGGCGGCAGCAGUGCGGCCUUCUUCACGGGCGAAGAGGACAGCGAGAGUCCCUCGCAAGGUCGACCGGCGCACUUCACGGACGCGGCCACCGCCUGCACUGCGACCUCCUCGACACCCGGCAUCUACCAGUUCCAUAUUGGCUCCGACAGCGAGGACGAGGAGACGGACGACUGCCACUAG
This is a messenger RNA of Leishmania major strain Friedlin, 9741 nucleotides long. RefSeq lists its product as hypothetical. The record is from RefSeq and is a predicted model, not a curated record. The coding region runs from base 1 to 9741 and encodes 3246 amino acids. The transcript has a single exon. NCBI's taxonomy places the organism in Eukaryota, Euglenozoa, Kinetoplastea, Trypanosomatida, Trypanosomatidae.